Molecule: messenger RNA, 1305 nt
Organism: Fusarium proliferatum ET1
Lineage: Eukaryota; Fungi; Ascomycota; Sordariomycetes; Hypocreales; Nectriaceae
Exons: 5
Coding region: 1-1305 (434 amino acids)
Biological process (GO): molybdate ion transport
Cellular component (GO): membrane
Molecular function (GO): molybdate ion transmembrane transporter activity
Source: RefSeq, a predicted model, not a curated record
AUGGAUUACUACACCAUCACGCUCAUCAUUCUCAUCAUACCGCUCAUUAUUGCUUCCUAUUUGCAUCACAGACAUGUGACGUUGAAGGUGGAACGAGCCUCUGCGGCCGAAUCUGGUCGUCUUGAUAUGAUCGACGACGAGAUACACGAUAUCGAUCAUGACUCAACUGGUAAUAGAUAUUACAAUUUCCGCAACAAGUUUCUGUGGGUUUACGGUCUGGCGAUGGCUGCAGAAUGGCUCCAGGCAUCUUAUUUAUACAGCUGUCUGAAGAAUACCCAUAAGCUAUCAGAGCCUGCCAUCGCCACUCUCUUUGCCACCGGCUUUGUCUCUGCUGGAAUCAGCGCACUGUUUGUGGAUUCGCUGGCAAAUAAGCAUGGCAAAAGAUCCAUGUGCCAAUACUACUGUUUGGUAUACUCAGCUUCCUGUCUUACUACGCUCGCAGGUAACGUAAUAGUACUGUUUGCGGGUAGAGUUAUGGCCGGAUUCUGCACUACAUUGCUUUACUCAGCAUUUGAGAGUUGGAUGACAGCUGAGUAUAAACGGCAAGGAUUUGGGGAUCGUGGGACUGCUUUGAGCACGAUAUAUAGCAUGAUGGCUGUGAUAAAUGGCAUUGUUUCUGCUGGAAGCGGCAUUGUAGCUCAAGCAGCUGUGAGUGCCUUGGGUUCACAUACUGCACCCUUCUUACUCAGUAUCGUCUGUCUAAGCUUCGCACUGGUGGUCAUCACUCGGUCCUGGGCCGAGAAUCGUGGUACAUCAGGCAGGCCCCCAUUGGCCGAGACUUCAUGGAAAGCCAACGCUAUCUCUCUUCUGAAGGAUCCAAGUCUGGUUAUUCUUACACUAACCGUGUGCUUCUUUGAGGGCUCUGUCUACGUUGUCCUUUACUCCUGGCCCCAGACAAUCAUGUCAUCGCGCUUCCAUGAGAGGAUCUGGGCAAACCCUCCUUUCGGUACCAUAUUCUCGAGUCUCACGGCCGCAAUGUCUCUGGGCUCUUUCAUGUUUCUUUACACCUCGCGUGAUGCAAACUCGAUACAAGUUUCAUCGCGGACAAUCCAGCUUGCGUCAUCUAUCUCGGCCUCGGCUCUUCUGUCGGCAAUUCUACUUCGAGAUGAGUCAAGUCGCUUUUGGGCGUUCUGCGUCUUUGAGAUAUGUGCCGGGCUGUACUAUCCCAGCAUGGCCUAUCUCAAAAGCCGGGUGACUCAGGAGGAGCGAAGAGGUCGAGUUUACGGAUUGAUGAUGCGAAGGUAUGUUGCAAACCACGACCCCAUGCUUCGUAUUAUAGGCAUAGUUGCUUACGAGAGAAUCUAG